Epinephelus fuscoguttatus (brown-marbled grouper) is the source of this 3417-nucleotide messenger RNA. RefSeq names its product ras-related protein Rab-18-B. The coding region runs from base 125 to 742 and encodes 205 amino acids. The record is from RefSeq and is a predicted model, not a curated record. Gene Ontology annotation, molecular function: GTPase activity; GTP binding. The transcript has 7 exons. NCBI's taxonomy places the organism in Eukaryota, Metazoa, Chordata, Actinopteri, Perciformes, Serranidae.
CGGAAGUCGCUUGAACAGCAGGCUGUCACCGGAGCCGCUAGCCGCCUGCUGCCCUAAAAAAAAAAAGUGAAAUUCAUCGUUAACAGCGUCGCCAGGUACAAGUAAACCCAGCUGCCGCAGGAAUAUGGACGACGACGUGCUGACGACCCUGAAACUGUUGAUUAUCGGUGAAAGCGGAGUCGGGAAGUCCAGUCUCCUCCUGAGGUUCACAGACGAUACUUUUGACCCAGAGCAGUCAGCAACAAUAGGUGUGGAUUUCAAAGUAAAGACACUCGCAAUAGAUGGAAACAAAGCAAAACUCGCCAUAUGGGACACAGCCGGACAGGAAAGGUUUCGCACCCUGACACCCAGCUACUACCGCGGCGCACAGGGAGUCAUACUUGUAUAUGAUGUCACAAAGCGUGACACUUUUACGAAGCUUGAAAACUGGCUGAAUGAACUGGAAACCUACACAACUCGUAAUGACAUUGUAAAGAUGCUCGUCGGGAACAAGAUUGAUCGGGAUGACCAUGAAGUGGACAGAAACGAGGGACUGAAAUUUGCGAGGAAACACUCCAUGCUUUUUAUUGAGGCCAGUGCAAAGACCAAAGAUGGCGUCCAGUGUGCCUUUGAGGAGCUUGUGGAGAAGAUCCUCCAGACUCCAGGGCUUUGGGAGAGUGAAACCCAGGGUCAGAAGGUCCGUCUGGGGCAGCAGGAGGAGAGCAGUGGCAGGGCAUGUGGAGGAUACUGUUCCAUACCCUGAAACCAGACAGAAGGAAAACCUGAUAGGAACGACCACGGACCAGAAACAGAGAGAAAGGGAGAUGUGGAACUGGAUGAGUACUUUUUAAAGAAAAAAGUUUAUUGUUGGAGUAGAACUGUCGGUCAAAAGGACUUUGCUGUUUGCACACUUCCUUUUCAACCAUCAUCUGUCACUUCUUUCUGUUUAAAACAUGAAUGGAAGGAUCACGCAAAAAUAGCCUCUUGCCUAAGGAUCUGUAGUUUUUUAAAUUGACAGAACCAUGCCAAGUGUACAGAGCGUUAUACAAGUACAUGUCUGGUUUGAAUUUAUCUUAUUGGCAGCAGUGAUUCUGUUGUACAUUAAGGCAUCAGGUUAAUAGCAUAGUGCCUAUUACAUGAACCAAUUUGUAGGUAACAGCACAUAGCUUGUUAAAUUUUACCCCAAAUAAUUCAUUAUAAUCAGGACAGAUUUCCCCUCAAUUCCUAUAGAAAAAAAAACUAGCUCCCCGCUCGUGCUUUGUGAGCUGUAAAUGUCAACUUCUAUGUAGCUGCAAAUUUAAAAGUACGAAAUGUUCUACAAUUUGCGAGCUUUACUUCAUAAAUGACACAUCACUUAGAUUUGGUGCAAGAGACUUUGAUUGAUCUGUCAUCGUGCACCGCAACACUGUGAGUAAGACAUUUCACAACUGUUACAGUUACUGACAGCAGUUCAUUUUUACUGUUAAUACAAUUAUUGUUUCUUUGAUGGUGAUUUCCACCAAAUUCUCUGCUUCAGAACAUAUACAGGCUUUUGAAUGAACUGAUUUCCUGUUUUAUUUUUCCUCUUUACGUCGACAUAUGCAAGACAAGUAGCCAUCUUUGUCUUUUAGGAUUUCCUGCAAUCAAACCUUUCGUCUUUUGUCUUUGCAUGUCUGAUGUGGACCAUAACUUCCACGGCUACAAGUGUAAGGUUUACAGUAUUAAAAGACUACUUCACCCGAAAAAUUAUAAUUUGUUUAUCACUGUGUUAUGCUGAAUUUGUUAAGAAAACUUUGUUUAUCUUGCGUGCCCCCACGGUGAACGCAGAAUCAAGAUAAGGCUAACAUUCUUUAUGAACUGAAGUCACAAGUGGACGUGUCUAACAACAGCAAAACUAUGUCAGAACAUCGAAUUACAAACUAAUACACAACUUGUGCAGUGUAACACAAAUCCAAUUGUUUGCUCAGACCUUCCCAAGUACAUGCAUUUUCACUAAAACACAAUAUAAAACACACCCGCCUAUGAGUACUGUAACCUGAUUGUUACGUACAUACUUAAAAUCAAGUGGCAACCUUCCGGGCUGAAAAAUGAAGCCAAUACAGAGGUGUCAAAAACUGCAGUUCCUCUAAUGGCCACUUGGGGCUGGCUCCAAAAGCAAGUCAACCCCCACAAACCCUCAUGUUAACAUGUCCAACUUUAUUUUACAGCAGCUGAUCUCAUCCUCUGCUCGGAGACCUCAUUUGUUCUCUCAAUUUGCGGACAUUGUUGGCUGCUUUUCUUCAUCUUUGAGUUAGCUGCUAACUGCUGCUAGCUGCUUUUUAAAUCUUUUGACUGUGGGUUGCACACAUAACACGUCGUCAAAACGUCACUCCUGUCUGGUCCUGCUGACUGUCCUUUUUACAGAGACGUCGAUUUAGUGUUGUUACUACCUCUGCUGCCAGCUCAAAGGCUAAACCAUUCUGUCCUCCAUUCUGCAACUGUACCAUUUAUAAUUUGGUCACCUCUGGCUCCCAAAAAAAAAGAUGGUGGUGGCAGAAAUGCAAGAGGCUUCAAAACGGUCCACAAACCAAUAGGUGACAUCACGGUAGCUACGUCCAUUAUUUGUCUAUGUUUUAUUUGUCCAUUCUGUGGUUUAAACAUGCAUGUGCCCAGGUGCGCUACUCAUACGUGAGACUGUUUAUGCUGACGCCUGAUAACUCGUAAGGUUUUAGUAAAAAUACAUGUGUUUGUGAAGUACUGAGCAUACGACUGGAUAAACGAGGCUUGGAUUAUACGUGAGUUGCGUGUGAGAUUGUAAACGGCUGUUUUGAUAUAUUGCUAUUGUUGUUAAAGGCGGCCCCCGUUUACUUCAACUCAUGAAGAAUGUUCGUCUGUUUUGGAUUCUCCAUUCACCGUGAAGGCUUGCGAGAAAACCAGUUUUUCUUCAUGAAUUCACGGUGACACACAGUGAGUAACUGAUUUCCAAAUUAUCAUUUUGUGAGUGAAGUAUUAGCAAUAAAAUAUGCUCUUUAAUUCACUUGAGCUCACAGCUUUUAUUUUGCCAAUCUGAUCUGGCAAAAUGAAGGAAGCCGUUUCUUCAUUUAGUCCCAGCGUGACCCUGUGAGCUCGUUUUUUCCCCCUAUUUAUUUUGCAGUUUCUGUGUGGUGCUGUGGUUCAUAUAACGUCCCACUGACUUGUUGAAGGCAUUUCUCACACAUUAUAGUAUAAGAGCAUUCCUGAGUGCUUUGUUCUUCCCCCUGUCUACAGUACAGUAUGGAUCUGAUGUAUUGUUUGAAUUCCUUUUCUUGUUUAAAAUCACGUUGACCUCUAUCCCUGUCGUUUUUCCUGUUGUGUUUGCUGUGUGCGCCUCUUUGAAUCAUACUCAGCAUUAUGUUAAAUUGAUAUCUGCCUUAACAUUGAAUGGAAUUAAGGUCCAGUAACGUUUGUAUUGUUUCAAACGGAAAUAAAUGACAACCUCGA